This is a messenger RNA of Chlamydomonas reinhardtii, 3835 nucleotides long. RefSeq lists its product as uncharacterized. Lineage: Eukaryota; Viridiplantae; Chlorophyta; Chlorophyceae; Chlamydomonadales; Chlamydomonadaceae. Gene Ontology annotation, cellular component: perinuclear region of cytoplasm. The record is from RefSeq and is a predicted model, not a curated record. The transcript is spliced from 10 exons. Gene Ontology annotation, molecular function: RNA binding. The coding region runs from base 254 to 2626 and encodes 790 amino acids. Gene Ontology annotation, biological process: RNA processing; intracellular calcium ion homeostasis.
GUUUACUAGAAGCUCCACUUAAAACCGCCCUUUAUUGCCACCCACACGACCGCCCGCUCGUGCCUUUGCAAGCAAAGCCGCUACGCUUACUCGACGACUAGUCCCAAUCUGCAUGCUUUUGCGAUGUCUCCAGUCUUCAGCACUUAGCAGCAUAGCAGAAUAGACGCGUUGCGUGAGUGAGCGUGGUCGAUCGCUAAGAAAUGGCAAGGGCUGAAUAGCCAGGUCGCCCUUUAUUGCCUCUUAGCGUCCAUCCAUGGCUUCUGCACCCGGUGGACCGCCCGUGUUCUUUAGUCCGUGGGAGCCCGCGCCCGCGUUCGCAGUGCCGCCCAGCGAUGGCGAGCUUGCGGAGCGGAUUCGCCUGCUGGUCAACUAUGCGGUUAAGAAUGGGCCCAGCUUCAUCGAAAUGAUGAGGCAGAAGCAGUCGGGCGACCCCAAAUUCAGCUUCCUGUCGGGCGGCGAGGGCGGGGACUUCUUCCGCUGGUCUCUGUACACGGGCGUGUAUCAGCUGCCCGGCGACCGGCCGCUCCCGCCCGGAAUGUAUCCGCCCCACACGGCCGCCGCCGGCCCCGCCCCGGGCUUACCGCCGCCAGCAGCAGUAGCAGCACCGCCGUCUGCGCAGCCACCGCACUACCAGCCGGCGCCGCCGCACCCCGGGCAUCCGCCGCAGGUGCCGCCGCCCUACCCGGGUCACUACCCACCCCCGGGCGCGCCCGGCGGACCGCUGCCGCCCCCACACGGGGCCCCCUACGGCGCGCCGCCUCCCCACGUACAGGCCUUGCCGCCGCCGGCGCAGUACGGCGGGUACCCGGGAGCGGCGGCGGCGCCGCCGCACCAGCCCCAACCGCCCAUGCACCCACACAUGCACCCGCCGCCCGCCGCCGCGCCGCCGCCACACCUCGUGCAGCAGCAGCAGCAGCCUCAGCAACAGCCGCCUCCGCAGCAGCAGCAGCAGCCACCUCUGGUGCCGCUGGUGCCGCCGCAUCUGCAACAGCCGCCUCCCCAGCCUGCGCCUGCGGCGGCGGCGCCGCCACAGGCGGUUCAGACGUUUGGGCUGCCACCCGACGUCGCGGCCGGGUUCAGCGGCGUGUUGGACUCCCUGACUGCCUCCAAGGAGUCCAUCAAGUCCUCAGCGGCCUGGUUCAUGGCGCACGUGGCGCACGGCGCCGGCCUGGCGGCCCUGGCGGCGCACCGGGCUGUGGGCUGCGGCGAGCGCGAGCGGCAGCUGCACCUGAUCUACCUGGCCAAUGACGUGCUGUUCAAGGGGCUGGCGGUGCGUGGCGGCGCGGCCUACGACGCGGUGUCCUCCGCCUUCCAGCCCGUCAUCGGCGCCAUGCUGGCCGCCGCGUUCAACACGGCGGGGCGGGGCGAGGACACGCGCGCACGGCUGGACAAGAUCCUCAGGUUCUGGGGCGACAAGCACGUGUACGACUCUGACACGAUGGGUAUGAUUGAGGACGCGGCGUUUAACACAGACGACCCAGCCACGCUUCUGCCGCCGCUGCCCGCGCCCUUUGUGGUGCCGCAGCAGCAGCAGCAGCAGCAGGCCGAGCCGGCAGCAGGGCGGUGGGGCCCACAAGUACCGCAGCAGCAGCAACAGCAGCAGCAACAGCAACAGCAACCGCAGGUGGCAGCGGCGGGGCCGUGGGGCGCGCCUGCGGCGGUGCAGACGGGAGGCGGCGGCUGGGGUGCGCCGCAGCAACAGCAGCCGGCAGUAGCGGCAGGGGGCUGGGGCCCGGCGGCGGGUCAGCCGCCGCCGUACGGGCACCCGCAAGUGCCCUACGGCGCGCCGCCCGGGGCCUCUCCAUGGGGCGCGCCGCCGCCGGGGGCGUAUCCGCCGCCGGCAGCUCACCUGGCGCCGCCGCCGCACCUUGCGCCACAGGGAAUGCCCAUGGGUGGUCCGCCGCCGGGGUACAUGACCCAGCAGCAGCCGGGCAUGCCGCAGGCCGCCGCGCCCACGCCUAUGAGCCUGCAAGCCAAGGCGGCGGCCAUUGCUGCGGAGCUGGCGGCCGCCGCCGCCGCCGCGGCCGCCGCCGCCGCCACGGUUGGCGUGGUGCCCCUGGGCAACACCAAGCCGGUGGCGCCGCUGCCGGGGCCCGACAUGAGCGGCGUGCCAGUGCCCUCAACCAACUUCCCGCCCGGGCUCAUCCCGCAGCUGGUAAAGGAGAAGAACAAGUGCGAGGUGCCGUACACACCCAUGGACCAAGCCGACAUAGAGCGGGCCGGCCUGCCCGCCAUGCCUGAGAAGGACAGUCACCUGUUGGCCCGACUGGACCGCUUCUACGCCGACCUGCGCGAGUACCGGCCCGGGCUCAGCCGGGCAGACCUGGAGGACGACAUCCGGGGCGGCAAGCUGCGCUCGCGCUCGGAGGAGCCGGAGGACGGCGAGGGCGGUGGCAGGCGGCGGCGCGAGCGCUACACAGGCCCACUCAACGACGGCUCGUUCGCGGGCGGGCAAAACGUGUCCAAGUACGCGGGUCUGGGCGCUACCACUGCGGAGGAGCCGUCGCAGCAGGGCGGCGGCGCCAGUCUGGAGGACAUGUACAGCCAGUACCGGCAGGUGCGCAGCGGCUCCUACCACGAUAUGAUAUUCAAAUCCACAGCGGCGGCGGGCGGCGGCAGGCGGUAGGCGUUGUUAGGCUGUGCGGCUGCCGGCAGCAGGAGGUGUGGAGGUGUGGGGUGUAUGUAUUGCGACGGGCGGCGGCAGGUGGUGGCCGGUAGGCGGGCGGCGGCAGGCGGGCGGCGGCAGGCGGGCGGCGGCAGGGUAGGCGGCAGUGUCGCGGCGCCACCUGCCGUAAUUCCCAGAUGGGUGAGGCAGCGGUUGUUCGAAAAGCGGGGCCCGAGGGUAGGCACCAGCAGGGGCUGUGCGUGUGGCACGGUAGCCAGCAGCGGUUCAUGACACGUGGUCUGGCAGGAGCGAAGCCGCAUGGUACCCACGCCCGCGGUGGGCGGUGGGGCGUCACCGCCAACAGCAGGAGCGAGGCUGCUGCCUGAUGGGAUGGGCGCGCGCGCUGCCUGAGGCGAACACGGAUGGAGUGAAGGGGCCAACGAGACGGCAGGCGGCGGUUUUGGGAACUAGCUGGUGUGUUUGUGUGGGAUGUGUUCAUGUGCGUAGCUACUUGGUUGCCUCCUCAAGUCUCGUGAUGAUCUAUCAACAUGUCGGGAUUACGGAUUACCUGCGGCAGCGAGGCACACCACGGACGCGGCUGCCGCCACCACGCACUCCCCUGCGUGGCCAGAGCGCGCGCCUGCUCUGUCUGAGAUCCACCGGCGGAUGGAGAGAGUGUGUGUGGGUAUUUGUUUGUGUGUGGGUGUGUGCGUGCGUGUGUGUCUUUCGUGACGUAGCAGCUCGCAAUUAAGUAUGUGUUAUGCGACGCGCACGUGGUGGGGGUAAGUUUCAGCUAGCUGCCGCCGUGUGUGAGGACCUCGAUGGGUGGUGGUGGUGGUGGCGCCGAGGCACGAGAGAAAUAUUUGGAUGGAGGGCACCUUGCUUGGCGCGCUCCCGGAUAGCUGGGUAAUGAAUGGGCUGGUCGAUAAGUUGUCGCGGAUAAGUUGAUACGGUUUGAGUGUGCUGACGGCGGGCGCUGUCAUGUGCCCGCUGCUGCUGCGCCCGCCGCUUGACCCGCUGCAUACAUGUAUGCCUCAUCAAGCUGACGCCUUCAGUGAUGGAGUGCCUGCUCCGUUAUGAGGGAAAAUAAACCCAACAGACAUGAGCUAUCUAGACAUAGUUGUUGUCUACCGGUCAGGCCCAGCUGCUAGAAAGCAGGGAACACAGCACUGCGAGUCUGUAGCUAGGAAUUUGACCCCCAUCCAAGCAAACUCGAUUGAGGGACCAUUC